Molecule: messenger RNA, 1293 nt
Organism: Lycium barbarum (goji berry)
Lineage: Eukaryota; Viridiplantae; Streptophyta; Magnoliopsida; Solanales; Solanaceae
Exons: 7
Coding region: 250-924 (224 amino acids)
Cellular component (GO): cytoplasm; eukaryotic translation initiation factor 3 complex
Molecular function (GO): translation initiation factor activity
Source: RefSeq, a predicted model, not a curated record
UCGGAGCCGGAUCCGUGGAAUAGAAAGUGGAUAUUAAAAACCCGAGACCAGACAGACUCACAAACCCUAACACGACCCACCAGAUUCUCUAGGCGUUUCUUCUAGUACUUUCCGAUACGAAUUCCGAGCCUACUAGGGUUUAGCGACCAGAGAUUUCUGUUCCGUCGCUUUAUCCGCCCGUCGGCCACACUCCAUCCAACUGAUAUUCGAAUUUACAAGCUUUUGUGGACGGAAAAGAAUCAACUAGAGAUGGAGGAUUGGGAGGAUGUACCAGUUCCGGAUCUUCUUAAGAAGGAUCUGCCAGUGAGUAAAUGGGAUGAUGAAGAUGUAGAUGAUGAUGAUGUAAAAGAUUCUUGGGAAGAUGAAGAAGAACCUGCUCCGGCACCUAAACCUGAACCUCCUGCUGAGAAGGCCCCCAAGAAGUCUGCUGCAAAAGCCAGUGAAAAGAAAGGCAAGGAAGUUGAAGUUCAUACAAAGGAAGAGCCUCUAGAUCCAGUAGCAGAAAAACUUCGCCAGCAAAGGCUUGUAGAAGAAGCUGAUUAUAAGUCCACUGCUGAAUUAUUUGCCAAGAAAGGUGGUGAUGACAAGACCAUUGAUAAUUUCAUCCCAAAAAGCGAGAGUGAUUUCUUGGAAUAUGCUGAGUUGAUUUCUCAUAAGCUGCGGCCAUAUGAGAAAAGCUACCAUUACCCUGUUUUGCUCAAGGCUGUUAUGAGAUUGUCAAUGACCACGAUGAAAGGGGCAGAUGCUAAAGAAAUUGGCUCUUCUAUUACUGCAUUUGCAAAUGAGAAAAUUAAAGCAGAAAAGGAAGCCAAUGCGAGUAAAAAGAAGACAGGUGGAAAGAAGAAGCAGCUACAUGUUGAUAAGGAAGAUGAUGAAGCAGUGGUAAAUGCAUAUGAGGGUUAUGAUGAUUAUGAUUUCAUGUGAGAUGGAAACUUAGCAAACACAUGCAUGUUAGACCAACUUUUUCACCUUUCUAGUUACACCAGUCUGGCGAUUGUUUGGAUUUACAAGCGACAACUAUGAGGAAGUUCCUGUGCCCUGUUUACCUCCCAAUUCUGGAGUCUUAUUGAGUGUGUCAUAUUUUUUUCUUUUUCCUUUUUGUUUUUUUUGGGGUCAAAUAAAAGAGCAUCCUUUGUUUUGUUUUCAUUUUUAUGGUCAGUUACUGGUUGGAGAUCAUUUCGUAAAUUAUUUGUCAGUUGAUCUGCGUUCUCUUGUAUGAUGUGGAUCUCAGAUUUUGAACCCAUGGAUUUCCUGUAACUGUCUUAUUCAAAACUAUUUGAUCCUUUCUUCUCA